GCGCUUGAAAUUUUGCCACAUGCACCGUUUUAAAACAUCUCCACCGAGGAGAAUGAGAUCUUAUUGAAGAAACUUGAGUGGGAUUGAUUGAACGGUAUCUAGAUGGUCGGUAGAUUCAAUAAAACUCGUGGUGUAUAGUCAUCCUACGAUUUUGCUGCCUCACAACCGCGCUGUAAUUGGAGGAAUUUCGGUAAGCAGGGAGCGCGACUUACGGCUUAUCUUGAAAUGAAAGCGAAACGAGGAGGGCUAGAUUACGGGCGGCUGAAAGGAUCAUGAGAGGUCCGGAAAUGCUCUGACUAUAGCUGUCGAAUGUGGGAAAUCACGGUUCAGUAGCACGUGAACCUUGUGAAUUAAUUCCGAACCACAUUACAGCCGAGCACAUAAGCGCGCGCCUUCCGUGCCUUAAUUGAAAUACAUGACCUUCUCGACUUUCUUUUUUCAACUUCUACCGAGUACUAACUACGCGUCCCCGGAGCGCGUGAUAUUUGAGGAAAUGAAAAUUUUACCUCUGUCCGAAAGCUUGGUAGCGCCGUGUGAGUGUAGGUGAUGGAAAAUGGAGCACACCGAUGUACGGCCAGUCAUUUGAUUUGUAGUCUAUUUUCAUGCACCCGUCGAGUAGCGAGUCUAACGAUAUUUACCCUUCAUCUGUAUGCAAACAGGGUAACGCUACGCUGUUUACGCCUGCCUGAGGAUAGCCAGGAUCCUUUUACCUUCGCCUCGUACUCCAACGGUGACGUAAUGCUCGCGCUUGUGAUUUUUCUGUAAUCAUCAAUUCACGUCGCGUUCGUGCCUAUAUGUUGUUCGGCUGGAGAUAAGGCCAGUCACAAUGUUUUGGAACGGGGCAUGGGAAUUGACGCAGUGACCAGGUGGUGUCGCAGGCUAUUACCUACACCUGUCAUUAGCAGAUAUAUUGGAUUGACGGAAUCUUUUUUCGCUGAAACAAACCUGAUUAGCGGAUUACAAAAUCUAAUCCACGUAUUUUUGGGAUGAAAUUCACAAGUUCAAAAUGAAGCCAAGGAAUCCGGAGAACUGUUAUCUUGGUGUAUGGCUUCGAAAUUCGACUUUAAAUUCCUGAACUUGAACAGGAACUUGAUCGGCUUUGGUACCAAAAUACCUGCAGACGUAUUAUGCCAGUUUUUAAGGUUCAUUCGCAACGAGGACCACCAACUGCAACGCAGUUUAUCGGAAAUCCAUAUCACAGAGUUAAAUAUGCAAUAUAUACCACGGUCGUACUCUCUUUAUGUUGUAAAUUAUUGCGUACAUACGUAGGAUGGUAUAUACGUGCAGAAAUGAAGGGCUGACAUUUCCGUUCGUCGGAAAUAUUCUACUCAUUUCUUUGCUCCGUAAAAUCUGACACCUUGACACUAUGACUUGUAGAUUUGGAAUAAGGUGAAAGGUUCCUCGUUCCGCGAUUUGGAUGACUAAAUGUAAAUAUAAGAUCUGCACCGUCAUGGAAGCAUAUCAAUUGUUUUAUUAUCUAAAAAAAUCAACUCAAUUAGCAAAUACGACAAUUUUUUGAUGCGAAUAAUAUCGUUUCAUCUCUUCCCUUUUGGUACUCUGAAAGUUAGGUAUUAACAUUCGAUUUCUGUCUCACUUACUUUACCAAACAUUUGCCCCCCGGCGCUAUAAAUGCGUUACUCUGUCCGGAUCUGUAGUCAGACAUGUGUCAUCCUGACGACAGUGGAAACAAAUCGUGAUAUAAGGAAGAAAUUCACACUCCGAGUUCUCAAGAUCACUACAGAAUCGAUUCAAAUUCCAUUUCUGAUAUGUGAAUGCUUGUCAAUAUAUGGCGAUGAAAAUUUCGACUGAGCGUUACUUCGAUCGCGUUACAUCGAUGGGUCACCGAACAGUUUGAAAAUAAAUUGACUCUAAGAUGCGUGAUGUGGAGAAAAGGAAUGGUAGCAAUGAAAUUUCAGAGAGGCUUAAAUUUUCACAAGUGAGUGCAACGAAUUGUGUCCUGCAACCAUGAGACACGAGAACGGUUAAGGUAGAGGUACAGAAAUUGUACCUGCAUGAUGAAGACCAGAAAGAUGAAGAUGAAGAUGAAGGACGGAAGAAGAUAAGGGAGGAUGAGCGGAUUCUUCAACUCCCUGAAAAGCCUCGCGUCAGGAGCUGCGAAUGCCGCUAGUGCUGCAAGCAAAGGUGAAGACACGAAGAUGAGGUUCAGUGUGGCACCCCAACCGGGGGAAAGUGGGUUCACCCAAUGGCUAGACGCGAUGAAGAUGGUGGCUCGACUCCCUGGUGGUAUUCCGCCGGAAUUCAGAAAGAGAUUGUGGCUGACGCUUUCUGAACGACAUCUUCAACAGCGUGGAGUUGAUUGGCGACAGGCGGAAAAGCUCUGCUUCAACGAGUGGAGCAAUCCAGACGAUGAGGAGCUCGGUAUACAGAUCGUCAAGGACCUUCAUAGGACAGGCUGCAGUCUGUUCUGUGGCGCAGCAGGACGCGACAAUCAGGCAGUGCUUCGACGAGUCCUUCUUGGAUUCGCACGCUGGAAUAAGUCAGUUGGAUACUGCCAGGGACUGAAUGUACUGGCUGCUCUGGUACUCCAGGUCAUGGACCGUGCGGAGGCGGCUUCGGUCAAGGUCAUGAUUUAUCUGAUCGAAGGUGUUCUACCGGAGGGUUACUUUGCAGAUAACCUUCGAGGACUCUCCGUAGAUAUGGCUGUUUUUCGUGACCUUCUUCGUAUGCGGUUGCCGAAGCUCUCCCGUCAUCUAGAAACAUUGCAGAGUGACGCCAAGGAUAAAGCGACUGGAAGCAGCUACGAGCCACCCUUAACCAAUGUCUUCACGAUGCAGUGGUUCCUCACCCUCUUCUGUCAUUGCUUACCCCAGGAGGCCGUGCUUCGAGUCUGGGAUCUUAUCUUCCUGGAGGGUGACGAAGUCUUGCUGCGAACCGCUCUCGCCAUCUGGGAAGGACUAGCCGAUCGGAUAAUGACCGUAACUUCAGCCGAUGAAUUCUACAGCAUAAUGGGGGUGCUGACAAGAGAGAUGCUGGAAUUCACCGACACUAACAAUCUCAUAAAGGCGAUCGUGAGUACGGGGCCGCUGAUUGGAGUUACCGCCCUUCGUGAGAAGCAUCGGUACAACAUCACGCCCUGGGCCCGACGACUUAGCGACGACGACGAAACCGAGACCGAAGAGGACGAACGGCUCGCCGUCGCUGCCGCCAUGUUUGGGAUGUCGCACAGAAGCAGAAGAGUUUCAGAACGUGAAACUUCAUCGUCAAGCUCACUGCAGACGGUCGCCGCUAGUAACGAUCGCGACAGACUUGCAUUGGACAUCAGCACGCUGAAGCAGCAGUACGCGAAGCUGAGGGAACGGCAACGCCAAGCUCACAUAAUACUCUCCGCUGCGUGCGCGAGACAGUCUCUCGUCCCUUCGGCCACUUCUCAGGCAAUGAACCAUUUGUUGGUCGGAAAAAGUGCCUUGGUUAGCGGCAAAGCCCGACAGCUAGGUCCUCUCCAUGGUGCCGGGUCACCCAGGGCGAGACUCGGUCCUCCUCACAGUCCUAAGAAUCCGAAUCGAAAGGACCGGCAAGGCGUCACUCUUCACUGGAAGGACACAAAGAGGCGAAAGGAAAACAAGGACGACACUCCAGGUGAAGGACCGUCUUGUGGCAACGACGCUGAAUCCACAGGCGAGGGGAUGUCGGUCGUCACAUCAACAUCCCCGCGACUUUCUGCUGGCGCAAAUGCCGACAGUGACAGCGACAGCACGUCGACGGAACUUUGCGACGAACCAGAUCGUCUCAGCGACGUCGACAGCGAGGAACUCACCUCUAAUUCCGAUUGCUACGUCAUGGCGACCGACGACGAGAAGAGUCCUCGCAGGGAAGGAACCGACAAUAAGACAUCACCCAGCCAUCACGAUUCCGCGUACGGUCAGCAAAAAGGAGCGCAGAGCUUGAAGCUACCCUCAAACCUCGAGGAGACUUCGAUCUCUGAGAUAACCGACCAGAUCCGCAGACUGUCGACGGAUAAUGAGAGACUGGGACGUUACAACCUGGCUGACGAAGCGCCAGAUCAGGUUGAACGAGAAUCGUUGGACUCCGUGAAAACCGAUGAUGUGCCAGUGUUUGCCACGGACGUCGACUCGAUCAAUAGUUCGUCGGUUGAGCGAGUGGAAAGGCCAUCCGAAACGUUAGGUAGUUUUGAUUUUUCAAGCACCAUUGGCGGUGGUCCAAAUGCUGGUGAGAGUAGCUCAGUAUCUGUCGAAAAUGAAACUGAAGUUCAGAUACUUGACGAAUAUCAGUUUACUGAUCAUAGUUUAUUUCCAUUGAAAGUGCUUUCUAGUUCUCACCUGGAGUCAUCGGACGAUCCUGAAGUGUUGGAAUUCGAUAAAAAGGUAGCUGCAGAUACUAGUGCGCGAAUAGAUAGGCCCGAUAUGGGAAAGCGCUACGAUUUCGCUCCUGAGCUUAAAUAUUCGAAUUUUGACGACGAUAAUCUAGUUGCCGUAGAUUCGGAGGCUAGACAUUCCGAAACUGAGCCAGAUUUUGGUAAGGGUGCUUCGACCGUUCAGCUUGCUUCCUCGCCGGGGAUGAUUGGCGAUAAUUUGAACAAAGUAGUUGCCGAUUCAAAGCCUUACUCCAGAUCCUACGUAAUAGGACACGUUCCAAUAUCUCCGAUAAACUUAGAACAGAAGCUUAAUUACUUGGCCGAAUAUUCAUCCUCGACGGCUGCCAUCAAGGUUGUCGAAAGAGAGACGCAAGAGUUUCCAAUGAAGAUACACGAACCGCAGAACAAGUCCAACGGAGUCUUUGUAAAUAUUAGUAGCGUAGAUUUCACCAGAAAUAAUGACUUGGUUCGAAUCAAACCGGCAACGAGUCCAGCUGCGGUUGUUGGUGUUCGCCUAGAGCUGAGCCAAAGCCCCAAGACACCGGGCAGUGACAAAUCGUGCAGCUCUGGGGAAACCAUGGGUCCAGAUUCGAAAACCUUUAGCUUAACGACCAGUCCUCGAACUCCAGUGAGCUUCGAUUCGCGUGAUUUUCACGCGGAGAAGUCAGCCGCCUCUUCUGUGAGCUCGGAGUCAAAAACCCUGACCCUUCGUUCCAUCGGUUCCGAUGAUCAGGAUGUUCAGCUGAAAGCAGCGAUGCGAAUUACAUCCUUAGCCAAAUCAAGUUCACCGUCCCUGAUCAGCUUUGACUCUUUGAAAGGCAAAUCGAGCCUGAGUCCGAAGUUGGAGGCGAGUAGCUCCAGCGACUCGUGCAGCCCGGAUCGAAAAAAGUCUUCCGAAAGAUCGUUUAGCUCCGAUCUUCAAUCGCCGAUCAGUGCCAAUUCAAUAAAAUUUACUUCAAAUUGCAAAGGGGGUCGUGGCACCUACUCCGACUCUCCGAUCAAUCUUUGCUCCGCGACUUCCCCGUUUUACCCAAUCGCACGCCCAAAUGAAAAGACACCCUCACCGUACAGCACUGCGAAGCAAAAGAACAGCACCACUGAUAGUGAGGAGACUUCACCCGAGCAAAAGUCCACGAGUUCAAAAGGAUCUGGAAAAUUAAUAGCUUCCGAAUCGAGGAAAGAUCGUGUCAUUAGAAGCGAAGAGGGAAUGGACUUCACCGGCAGUUCAAAGGAUGACUUUCGCCAUAAUCUGGGAAAAGACAGAUCGCAGAAAACCGAUAUCGAAUCGUCGCUGGCGGACGAUAAAUGCAAAAUGGAAGAAACAGACACAACGCGUUUCUAUGGGAUAAACUACUCACAAAGUUAUCGGACUGAGUCGCAGCUGGAAGAGAAUGAGUCGAGGGAUCAAUAUGCGGAUAAGGAUACCGUGUCCCCUUUGCCGCGAGAAAAAUUUGAAAAACUUGCAAUUUUCUACGACAAAAGUAGUAGAAGUUUAUUGGAGAGAAACAAAGACAGGACGAACGAGUACGAAGUUGGUCAAGAUUACUCGAAGCCUUUUGAGCGCAGCUCUAGCAGCUUAGACAAAAGAUUUACGGAUUCGAAACUUUCCUCUUCGUCUGAUGAGUUCGGAAGGAACAGUCUGAAGAAACGGUCGAGCGAUAUUUUGGAGGACUUGAGGCAUCUCGAGAUUAAAAGUACCGGUGAUGGGGGAUCGGAGAACGGACUCACCAAAAAGGCGAGCGAUAUUCUACAGGAUUUGAAGAGCCUAGAGGCCAGAAGGCAAGACACCUUUAGCGAUUCGGCUAACGGAUUUUCUAAGGUCCGGUUGAUUGACCUUGAGAUGAAUAUACCGAGCGUUUCUAGGAAGCAGUACGUGAUCGAACCGAAAAUUCAAAUUCAGGAAGACAGCGAUAGCUUUUUAAACACUCUCGCGCGGGUUUCGGAGAAUACGAAAACCGAUGAUGAUAAGGAGCCGAAGCUGGGCGUCUGGACGAAAGUUAAGCCGCGUAAGAAAAGUGAUAACGGUCGAAGAAGCAGCGACAGAGCGCUGAAAAUCAUUCAGGAGAACUCGGCGAUUCUGCAUAGAAUUCUUACCUGUCAGGCGAAAAAGCGACUGCCUGAUUUGGAGGAAAUAUCGAAAGAGAUAACUAUCAGCCCCAUCAACGAGGAGAUUUCAAAAAUAUUUAGUCCAAUUCUUGAGAAAAUCGGCCUCAACGAACACGAAAUUAACGAGGAAUUGGCCAGAAUUAAUUUCAAAGACUUGGACCAGCUAUCGAUGACCAGUGGUUCCGAAUUCGAUGCCAAGAUCAACGACGAGCUCUCAAAACUUUCGCUGAUCGAUGAUACCGAAGAGAUCGACAAUUUGGAUCUGGACGAAGCUUUGUCCAGAGAUUAUCUGGACACGAGAGAGGCUCUGAUCGACAGGCAGAUAAACGAGGAACUUUCGAAGCUGCUAGCAAACUACGAAGAACGGCCUUCAUCCUCGGCGGGUCUUCCGCGUCAGGAACAAGGCUCUUCUAGCCAAAACAUCAGCGAGAUGGAGGGACUAGACCUCUCGAGUAUCUCGACGAACGUCUUCUCUCACAAGUCGUCGAACGACUCGAUCGACACUAAGAGCGAACUCGGCUCGAUCCAAGAGGGAGUAAUAAAGCUGGAGAAAUCCUACGAUUAUAACGACAAGCCGAUUCCAUAUCCACCGCCGAAAUACAACCUUCAGGACCUAUCGCCUAAAAGUGACAUCGACAUUUACCGGGAGUUGGAGAAACUCGACAAGAUAUCAGCUGGGGAAAUAUACCCGAGUGUGCAACCGGUGUCAUCAGCGCCCGAGGAGAUUUCCACCAACCCUUACGCUCCCGAUCACGCGCUGACAUACGGGGAGAGAAUGUCGCCAAUCUUGAGUUACACCUCGAAGGCAGAGAAAUCCUUCGACUUGUCGCCAUUGAGGAGUCCCUACGACAGCUACAAGCCGUACGACUUCAAGUCGAGAAUUUCGCCGAGAAAAACGCCGGGCAAUCCGUACUCCGUUCGAUCAUACGAGAAGCCAUCGAUGGACUCGAGUUUUGAAUUGAGCGAUCACAAGUCCGUCGCCUCAUCGCACAUCUACGAUAUCUCACCGAAGAGGGCUGUCAUUUCAAAGGAAACGCUCGAAUUUCGGGUGAGAUACGACGACGAGCCACCGCCGAAGAUUCGGAGCGAUGAUUUCACCCUGCGAUCUUUUCAAACGGAUAUAGCUAACCUCGACAAAGGCGCUGCCUACUACGAAACAAACACGGCUGACCCCGUAAAGUAUCUACCGCGAGACGAAAGAGGCUCUUCCGAGAAGGAUAUUGGCGAGUCAACGGUCGACUACGCGUACAACAAGUCCGACCUUUGCCACAGGAAAUACCAGGACGUUUCCUCUCAGGAAUACUCCUACCAUAAAACGUCGGAUUACAACAGAUCAAGUUCCUACACUUUGCCGUCUUCGAUCCGCGAAGACGAAAUUGGCACUCAUUUGACCGUUCACAGACGCGAGUCGCAUUCCCUGUCACCGAGCCACCAGUUUUCGACACGGAAACUACCCGUUCCGGUCAACCCUUACCUCUCGAAGCUUUCCCCCAGUCUAGAAGACGUCACGAAACGACCGGUUUCCCACCCGGAGUUCCUCGACAAAAUGAACGUUGCCAAGUACGCGGAUCAUUCGAGCCAAGGGUCGAAUAACUACCGGAAAUCUUCUCUGAGCUUGGGAAACAUCGGGCAUGCUAGCAGAGGCGCCACUCAUAGUCUGGAGAAGACGCCGAGCCCAAAGAUCCAAUUCAGCCCGUUUCCGGUCAGAAACACCGCUAGAAAACCAAGGGAGUUAGGGCUCAAGCUCGGCCUGUACUCGCCAGUCAGUCCUGAGGGUGGGCAGGUGAAACGAUCGCACUGAUUUUGAGCCCAUGGCCGAUUUUAUUGAUUUUGAUACUUACUUUUUAACACUGUAUUAAUCGUUAUUCGAAAAUGUUUCCUUCCAUUUGCGCUACAUAGACGAUAACUACGUGCUGCUGCAAACUAUAGUUUAGCCGAGAAGAAAAAUAAAUAAACAAAUAAUAGAGAAUGAUUGAAAAGUCAUUCAACCAGCUAUUUUAAACAGACGUCAUAUAUAACGAAUCAUCGUUCGAAUCUUGUUAUGGUUAACAAAGUGAGCCUAAGAUUUACUUUUCAAAAAGUACAACUGCAGCUUUGUUAUGGACAUUCAUCUCGCUCGUAGAAAGAUUAUUUUUGCAUACGCGUUUGAUUGAUAAGUUCGGAAUGUACUUGAAUGUAUAAGUUACAAUGGUCCAUAUUAAGAAUCAACGGGACUAUAAGUAUGCAUCCCGAUUUACGGUUCGAUGAUUUGAAAGUGAUUAGAUAAUAAUGAAAUGUGUAAAAAUGUAAGUAAAUAAAAAUCAGGGAUGGAUGAGAAUAUUUUUUCUUUCCUUCAUGUAAUACGCUAAGCCAACUAUAUUUACGUAAUUAUAUUGAUUUGCACAUUGAAUAUUACACACGUAACGUUCUAAUGAAGUUAGGUAAGACUUAUGUAUCUGAUAGAAACAUCGUGUUUUAUACGUUUCCUAGUAAUUUGAAACCUAUUGUACCGUGUCAUUCUAGACAACAACUUUUUUUGGCGGGAAUAAUAUUUGCCAAUAACAUUUUUUGAUAAUAUGAUAUUUGUAUCGAUACUCUCCUUGUGUCAUCGUCAAAUUUUUGUUCUAUUUAUCAAAAGUUUCAGAGGUUCACUUUGUUAUGGUUGGUUAAGAGAAAACAUUAUUGACAAUAUACAUUUUAGUGUAUCUAAUAAUGAAUUUUCCCACUGAAAUACGAUACAAUACCUACCUUAUACUUGUAAAAUCAUUGGGUGAUUAAUCAUGGUGGUGAGAGGUUCGAUAAAACAGAAUGUUACGGGAGUAGCAUGAUGAAAAUGAGUAUUUCCAGUCCUAAAUAACAGAUAAUGUAGAGAAUAUCGAAAAGCGGAUAAGUCCUAUAAGGAUAAUGAGUUAUGAGAAAUAAGACACGUUUUUAAGUGAAUACGUGAAAUUGCUGUGCGAUGCUCUAGCUUCGUAAGGUUAUACUGUAAAUAGAAUUGUAAUGGUCUCGGCUGAUAAAAGACUGUAUAUUAGAAAGGCAUAAUAUUAUAAGAAAAUUAUAAAGAACAGUACACUGAAUAAAAAUAUUGAAUAAACAUUUA
Messenger RNA from Neodiprion fabricii, 9518 nucleotides. RefSeq lists its product as uncharacterized. The record is from RefSeq and is a predicted model, not a curated record. Gene Ontology annotation, cellular component: endoplasmic reticulum. Bases 2070 to 8240 code for a protein of 2056 amino acids. The transcript is spliced from 11 exons. Lineage: Eukaryota; Metazoa; Arthropoda; Insecta; Hymenoptera; Diprionidae.